AUGAAGUCAACUUGCGACGCACCCGCGUUGUCUUUGACCCUAUGGCCUCCAUUGCCCCAGUUCUUGCGCAUGCGAACACCUCUUCCCCGAAGCUUGCGUUGGGCCUCUCCCUUCCGCCCAUCAUGGAAUCGACCAUGGACCGCAAGCCAACAUGACUUUUGUCUACGACCUUAUGCCGCAAUCUCCGAAGCACCAGUCCGGCAGGUCAUUGGGAAAUACCGCAGUUUCUCUUCGGCCGUCCCUGCUAGAUUCAUGCUAGAUGCUGACUCGACUAUUUACGCUUUGUCAACUGCACCGGGAAGAGCAGCCAUUGCAGUCGUGCGAGUCUCCGGUCCGGCGUGCGUCUCGAUAUACAAUGGACUCUGUCCACAUUCUCCACUUCCGAAACCACGCCUUGCAGCGCUCCGCACUCUCUACGACCCAUCCCAAAACCCCUCCGCCAACAGCGUACUCGAUGCCGGCGCCCUGGUCCUCUACUUCCCCGCCCCAAAGACCGUCACUGGGGAAGAUGUGCUGGAGCUCCAUAUCCACGGCGGCCCGGCUAUUGUCAAAGCCGUGCUGGCGGCCAUCGCACGCACCACCCAGUCCGACGCGGUGGUGCGCUACGCGGAACCGGGCGAAUUUACGCGCCGCGCCUUCAUGAACGACCGGCUCGGUCUGCCACAGAUUGAGGCGCUCGGCGAUACUCUGUCCGCAGACACGGAGCAGCAGCGACGGUUGGCAGUGCGCGGUGCCAGCGAUGCGCUGCUGACGCGCUACGAGCGAUGGCGCCAGCUGUUGCUGCAUGCGCGCGGCGAGCUGGAAGCCCUGAUCGAUUUCUCUGAGGACCAGCAUUUUGACGAGUCGACCGAGGAGCUGGUUUCGUCGGUUGCGUCGCAGGUUCGCGCGCUGCACGCCCAGAUUGGUUUUCAUAUCCAGAAUGCGUCCAAGGGUGAGUUCCUCCGGAAUGGUAUCAAGGUCGCACUCCUGGGUGCCCCGAAUGCCGGCAAGAGCUCGCUUCUUAACCGUGUUGUCGGGAAGGAGGCUGCUAUUGUCAGCACCGAAGAGGGUACCACUCGUGACAUCGUUGAUGUCGGUGUGGACCUGGGCGGGUGGUACUGCAAGCUCGGCGACAUGGCCGGCAUUCGCGCUGACCUCGGGGGCUCUGUUGUCAUUGGCGCAAUUGAACAAGAAGGUAUCCGGCGAGCGAGGGCGCGCGCCCUGGAGUCGGACGUAGUGGUUGUGGUUGUCUCGCUGGAAGAGGCCGUCGAUGGUGUUCGUCUGUUCGUGGAGCCCGAGGUUCUGGAUGCAGUGAAUGACUGCGUGGACGCAGGGAAAUGCCUGGUCAUGGCCAUUAAUAAGUGCGACAAACUACCAAUAGCUGAUCGGAGCAGCCGCCUGCCACAGUCUCUAAACGGGACUAUCCACGACAUCUUUCCGUCCGUGCCAGAGGAUCGCAUAUUCGCCAUUUCCUGUGAAGAGGCACAACAAGACUCGCUAUCUCUAACCCAGACCGACCCGGGUAAUCUCCAGGGCUUCCUGCGCGGGUUGAUCUCCACCUUUGAGCAAAUCGCGUCGCCUGAGGGCGUGGACGGGGAUGAAAGUGGCCAAUAUGAUAUUUCGUACUGGGAGGACUCCCUGGGAGUCACCCAUCGCCAAAGCUCUAAUUUACAACGAUGCCUCGACCACCUGGAUGAUUUCCUGUCUCAGACCUCCCCCAGUCACCCUGAUCCAUCCAGCCAGAAUGGCCUCGCCCCUCUUGAAUCCGAAGUCGAUAUCGUCACCGCUGCAGAACAUUUGCGCUUCGCUGCCGACACGCUGGCCAAAAUCACAGGCAAGGGCGAGAGCGGAGAUGUCGAGGAUGUGCUGGGAGUGGUCUUCGAGAAGUAG
This is a messenger RNA of Penicillium alfredii, 1869 nucleotides long. RefSeq names its product tRNA modification GTPase. Lineage: Eukaryota; Fungi; Ascomycota; Eurotiomycetes; Eurotiales; Aspergillaceae. Gene Ontology annotation, biological process: tRNA methylation; tRNA wobble uridine modification. Gene Ontology annotation, cellular component: mitochondrion; cytoplasm. The record is from RefSeq and is a predicted model, not a curated record. Gene Ontology annotation, molecular function: GTPase activity; protein binding; GTP binding. Bases 1 to 1869 code for a protein of 622 amino acids. The transcript is spliced from 2 exons.